AACUCUAAGAUCUGCAAUAGAUUUAUUUCAACAAAUAGAGGUGAAAAAUACUUCAGCGGUUAAUUUUUUUUAUUAUUUAACUCUAUUAUCGUCAAUUAUUUAUAUUUUUUUCAGGCUUGGGUGUAUUUUAUUUAUAGAUAGUAAUGGUGUACCGCUUCCUAGGAAAGCGAUACACAUUAUUUAUGACUUAACGUGAUGAAAAUGACAGCUCAAUACAGACCGUAUCGUAACGAAGACGGUAUGGAAGCUGAACAAGUAACAUGGGGUGACCAGGAGGUAGGUGAAGUUGAAAUUUAUCAAAGAACUACUGAAGUUAUUCGCGUAUCCAAUAGAAAUCUCGUUGUUGGAGGAAUCGGCAUUGGGUUAAUUGGGGCUUUACUUGGUUUAAUAGUCGGUUAUUUUGCGCAUUCUGAACAUAGUCAGUGUGUUCCUAGCUUGUCCGUCGCUCUUCAUUCUGUUCAAGAAGCCAACCCUUAUGUGCGCCGUAAAAUCUCUCAGAUGGUGAGUAAUGAAGAAAUAGAAAAAUAUAUAAAAGCUUAUAGUUUAGAACCCCAUGUAGCUGGUAGUUCUAUUGAUCGCCUCUUCGCUAAGAAUAUAAAAAGUGAAUGGCUAAAACAUGGCAUGGAUACUGUUGAAAUUGCAGAGUAUAAUGUUCUUUUAAGUUAUCCUAAUAAGGAAAGAGCAAAUGUUGUGAAAAUUAUAAAUCAGAAUAGUGAUAUAUUAUCAAUUGAAUCACAAGGUGGAAAAAUUCUUAACGCAGCUUUUAGUGCUUAUUCUCCAUCUGGUAAUGUGACUGGAAAUCUUUUAUAUGUUAAUUAUGGUCAAACUUCUGAUUUUCAGUAUUUGAAAAGCUUAGGCAUCCCAUUAGAAGGAAAAAUUUUCAUUGCUAGGCAUUGGAAAUUACCUGCUGAUGAAAUAGUAUGGAAUGCUCAGGAAGUGAAAGCAGCUGGUUUGAUUUUGUAUCCAGAUCCUGAAAAUUAUAACCCUCCAGUUCUGAAAUCCGAUCCUUAUCCCAAAACGUGGUGGCUCCCUCCAAACAUUGCAAGAACGGACUCGAUUCUUUGGAACGGAGCUGGAGAUCCUUUAACACCGGGUUAUCCAGCCAGGCAUGAUGCUAAUCGACUUUCUGUUUCUUCUGCAACCUUACCUAUUGUUAUUGUGCAGCCUAUUAGCUAUGGCAAUGCCUUUAAAUUAUUAAGUUCUCUUGAAGGUCCUGAAGCACCCAAAGAGUGGCAAGGUGGCUUUAAUUUUACUUAUAAAAUUGGGCCAUCAUUUAAAGAUCCAUCAUGGAAGGUUCAAAUGCAAGUAUACAAUCAACUUGUGAAUAAGACUAUUUAUAAUGUAAUUGGCACCAUCCGAGGAAAAACUGAACCUGAUCGUUAUGUGAUAAUUGGUGGACAUAGAGAUGCUUGGGCAUAUGGUGCAGUAGAUGGUGCUGGUGGUACUGCAGCGAUAUUGGAACUUUCUCGUGUUUAUGGACGGUUACUAAAAGAAGGUUGGCGUCCUAGAAGGACAAUAAUGUUCUGCAGUUGGGGAGCUGAAGAACAUAAUUUAAUUGGUUCAACAGAAUGGUUGGAAGAUAAUUUGAAACUUCUUCAUGGAAGAGCUGUUGCUUAUGUUAAUGCUGAUAUUUUAGUUGCUGGAAAUGCUUCAAUUCGAGUAGUUGCUUCACCAUUGUUAUAUAAUACAAUUUUUAAUGCUACGAAAGAAGUAAUAAAUCCAAAUGAACAUGAUAAAGCUGAAGGGCUGAGAACUGUUUAUGAUGCUUGGUUGAUGAGUUUCCCGAACAAAAGAAAUCGAACAAAUUUGCUAUUUCCAAAUUAUUCUCAUCCAGCAGUUAUAGACGAUUUUGAUGAUUUGCCAGUUAAAACUUUUCACAAUCAAUCUAGCUUAUUGGAUAGUUAUAUACGAAAUGCUAUGCAGCUAGUGCGUCCCAAGAUUAGAGAAAUGGAUAUGAGAGGAAAUUAUGCUCCCUUUUUUGUGCAUGCUGGCAUACCAGCUAUUGAUGUGUCAUAUGUUCAUGAUUCUACUAUGUCCAGUUCCUCCUAUCCAUUGCACCAUACCGAAUUUGACAACUUUGAUUUUGUCAAGAAUUUUAUUGAUCCAUCUUUCAAAUAUCAUGCAACUGUUACAAAGAUUUUAGGUGAAUUGCUGCGAGAUCUUAGUGACUCUCUGUUCUUGCCAUUCAAUUUGUUCGAUUAUGCACAAACUUUGCAAGAUUUCUAUGUGAAUCUUCAAACUAAAAUGAAAGCCCACAUAGAAGAACAUGGUAUUGAUAUAAACCAUCUGGAACUGGCCAUUAAGAAUUUUUCUAAUGCUGCAAUGAAAUUUCAUUCAGCUCAGGAGACUGUUGAUUUAUCUGAUCCUAUGACAGUUCGUAGAAUUAAUGAUCAACUCCUCCUUCUUGAAAGAGCCUUUUUGGAUCCCAAUGGCUUACCUCGUAAUCCGUAUAAGAAACAUAUUGUUAUGUCGCCAAGUGAAAGCUAUUUGUCUAGUAGCAGCAUAUUUCCUGGUCUGCUUGACGAGUUCUUGAAUCUUGAACUAUUUCCUCAAGAUACUGAAUCAUCUGAGUUGAUAAAAGCUCAUUUUUCUGUUUUGGUUUUUACAAUCCAGUCAGCUGCUAAAAUCAUCCAGAAUGUGUGAUAAAUAAUGUGCCAUUGCAAAUUUCAUUCCCCUUUUUACAUUUAAAAAAAUGUAAAAUCCGCAAAAUCUAUGCUAAAAGUUUUAUUUAAAGAAUUGUAAUGAAAAUACUCAUAAUAUUGCAGCUAGUAACAAUCUUGUUAUUGUAAGCAAAAAAACUUGUUUUUGUACCAUCUUUUGCUUAAAAGUGCUUUUGAAUUUAUUUGAAUGGGCAUUUUUUAUUUUUUUGCUAGAUAAAAUAUUCAUUUUUAAUGUGUAUUUUAAAUGUUUUUAAUUUUAUAAGUUAUUAUGAUAAGAUUAAUUGGAAAUUUUGGAAUUACUUUCGAUACUGUUCUUCCUAUUUUACUCAUUGCUGUUAGAUUAUGUCAUAUAUCAAUUUGUUAUACAUUUUGUUCAUUAUUAUUUAAUGUCAUUACUCUCCAGCUGAUUAGCAAGGCUAUAUUGCUGUGAUUGAUAAGGUCAUAUGCUCAGUCAUCAUUCCAUUUUUUUAAAAAAUUAUUGUAUUAUUUUGACUUGCUGAGAUAGUGUUGUAAUUUGUAUCGUUUUGUGUAAAGUGGAAACCGAAAGACCCUUGAAUGUUCAUAAUGUUACUAAGAAAAAUGAGGCUAAUUUAUAACUAUAUAAUUUACUUAUAAUAGAACAAACUAAAUUUCAUUCUGACCUAUGAAUUGUAGCUAAUAUAUUAAUUGCUAUCCACAAUAAAUUUAAAACUACAUAUAUAAUUACUGUUUAUAAAAAAAUAAAAAUAUUUAUAUUUAAAAAAUAAUUUGUGAUAAGUUAAUUUAUGAAAAAUAUUCAUCAAUAUGAAAACUUUUGAAACAGAUACUCUUUACUCACCUGUCAAAGAUAAAUUCUACUUAUUCUGUCCAUUUAAAUAACAGAUUGUUCUGUGUUUCAAAUUUUCCUUCUUAAAAGCUUUUAAGGGAAAACAUUACAUUUCCAACAUUUUAAAAAAAUUUUAAUUAAUAUAGAAAAUAUUUUGAUGAUAUUUCAAUUUAACUGCCAAAUAAAUCAUCUUAAAAAAUCAUUUUAGUUUUAAAAUGAAUUCUUUUUUAAAAAAAAUUAUAUAUAUAUAUUUUAAAUUCCCUUCUAUUUUUUCAAAUAUGAAUAUUUUUUCUUCAUAUUGUAUUUAGAUUCACUACAAAAUGACAGCUGUGUAUGAUAUUAGAUGUACUUAAAAUUAUGUAUAGUGAAAAAUAAGAUUAUAUAUAUAUAUAUACAAAUACAUUGAAUACAUAUAACCUCUAAAUACUUACUGCUUGCAUAGUUUUAUAUCAUGAUAAUAAACAAGAACAAAUAAAUUGAAAGCUCUGUGUUGAUCUGGAAAAAGACCUUAGUCAUUUUAACACGAUGGUGAAGGAAUACCCAACAUCUAGCAAAGCCCCUUUGAAUUUCAUUUGCAUAUAUUUUUCAUUUUUUAUCGUAAAUAAAACUCUAAAUUUUGAAAUAUUUAAGAUUUAACUUUGGAAUUUUCACACAAUGAGUAGAAGGAUAAGAGAGUGAAAUCAAUAUUUUGAUUGUUUUUUUUUGGGUAAUAUGUUCCCUUAAAUAUGCCAACUGUAAAGUCUCCUAUUUUCACUAUAAAAAGAAUGUUAUGUUUGCCAGUAUAUUAUUUUUAUUUAUAUAGAAGGGCUUAUUUUCAUAUAUAUAUAUUUGCAUUAAUAAUUAUCGUUUCAAGAAAUACAUAUACUAUUAUAGGUAAUCUUUUAUUUUGUGCAAAAAAAAAAAAAAAGGGCUUAUAAAUAGAAGAAUUAUGUAAAUGAAGUGUAUCUGACCUAAAUCGUAAUUCUUUGUUACCUUAUAGGUUCUUUCAGGUUUUCCAUUUUUAUUGUUGUUUGUAUUUGUUCUAUAUUAUUUUAUGUUUUUUCUUGCCUAAAAUUUCAAAAAUAUAUUUUCUGCCAAGUAUAUUUGGCUAUUGUUAUUUACCAUCAACUUAACAAAGCAUUUAAUUGUACUGUUCAGGGAUUCCUUGUCAAAUACUUCAAAAAUGCAUGAUGUUAAAAUUUAAUUGAAAUUCUUAUAUUUUAUUCAAUGCUGUUAUAUAUUGUAAUUAGAUCUGAUUUUAUGAUUAUAAAGUGCAAUGUAUAGAAUUCUUUACUCAUUGUUUUUUAUUAUAAUAUCCAUAAGGAUUUUAAAUAACCGGUGAAUAGUAAAUUUUCAAUGUUAUUCCAUAUUUUAAAAUGAAUGUUUUUUUUUUGUUUUUUUUUUAACCUAUGCAUUAUCUGAUUUAUUAAGUUUAAAUGAAAAGGUAUUGGUAUCUUUACAAUGUUUAAAUGAUCAAAUUAUGAAUUUUGCUGUCAUUUGAAAAAUAUAUGUGGUGAAUGUACUAUAAAAGGAUUCUUCAUGAAUUGUGACUCUUAGAAUCUCAAAGGGGGUGGGGAAUUUUGAAAGAAUUAUCUUGUGUUCACAAAAAAAAAAUGCAUCUAAUAAUAAUAAAUUUCAGAAUAUUCUAUAAUUUUUACUUUUAGAAUAUGUCUAAUAUUUCAUUUAUUUCUCUAUAGAAACAUUCUCUCUAUUUUUUUUUUUUUUAUGUAAUUUCAUUUUAUUAUGGAGUUAGUUGCAGAAUUCUUAUAAGUUAUAUGAUUCUCUUUGUAAAAAAGACUUAGUUUUUGUUAGUAAGUUAGUCUUGUUGUGGUUUUUUCUGCAUUAAUAUACAUUUUUUUUACUUAGUAUUUUCAUCUUUUUUAUUAAAAACAUUUUUUAUACAGCUUUAUAUGUGUUUAUGACUAUUUUUUUUGUAUUGAUGAUAUUUGUUUUCUGAUCUCUUUGCUUUUAUAUAGAAACUAAUUUUAGUUUCACACUGUAUUUUUUUAUAUUCUUUUUUUACAUUCUCUGUAGAAGAAACCUAUUAAAUUUGCUAACAUUUAGUAUAACGUUUUCUUAACUUGCCUUUCGGCACAUUUUAAAUAACUUUUAAAAUACUCCCGGGUAUAUCUGUACCUUACAUGUCUGAUGCUGGUUAGAAAGUCAUCUACUUGGUGCUUAAAUUUAAUUUUAGAUAUUGCCUUGAAAUUAAAUCAAAUUUUAUAAUACAUCAAAUAAUAAUAUUAAAGACAUUUAAAUUUUUAAAUAUAUUUUACCAUGUUUCAUGUGAAUAACUGUUCAAGAUAUCGUUUUUAAUAUUUUAUAAAUAUGUUUAAAUAGACUUGAUUUUUUUGUAUUUAUGUAUCAAAGUUUUUAUUUUAAUUAAUGUGCAAUCUGCUGUUCUUUAUAUUGAAUGAUUUUAGCUUAAUCAAAAUAUGUUUACCAAUCUGUAUAAAGUA
This is a messenger RNA of Argiope bruennichi, 5903 nucleotides long. RefSeq names its product putative N-acetylated-alpha-linked acidic dipeptidase. The record is from RefSeq and is a predicted model, not a curated record. The transcript has a single exon. Gene Ontology annotation, molecular function: carboxypeptidase activity. Lineage: Eukaryota; Metazoa; Arthropoda; Arachnida; Araneae; Araneidae. The coding region runs from base 196 to 2643 and encodes 815 amino acids.